GCCAGGCUCCGCCCCCAGCAGAGGCGGAAGUGGAGCCGCCCGAGUCUUGCCGCGUUGCCGCCGGUUCCAGGGUCCAUGGCCGCCUACUCCUAUCGCCCUGGCCCGGGUUCCGGCCCGGGCCCAGCUGCGGGCGCGGCGUUGCCGGACCAGAGCUUCCUGUGGAACGUCUUCCAGCGAGUUGAUAAAGACAGGAGUGGGGUGAUAUCGGACAGUGAGCUUCAGCAGGCGCUAUCCAAUGGCACAUGGACCCCGUUUAACCCAGUGACUGUCAGGUCAAUCAUUUCUAUGUUUGACCGGGAGAACAAGGCUGGCGUGAACUUCAGCGAAUUCACAGGCGUGUGGAAGUACAUCACAGACUGGCAGAAUGUCUUCCGCACCUAUGACAGGGACAACUCUGGAAUGAUCGACAAGAACGAGCUCAAGCAAGCACUCUCAGGUUUUGGCUAUCGGCUCUCUGACCAGUUCCACGACAUCCUCAUUCGGAAAUUUGACAGACAAGGACGAGGGCAGAUUGCCUUUGAUGACUUCAUCCAGGGCUGCAUUGUCUUACAGAGGUUGACGGACAUAUUCAGACGUUACGACACGGAUCAAGAUGGCUGGAUUCAGGUGUCCUAUGAGCAGUAUCUCUCCAUGGUCUUCAGCAUUGUAUAAUGCACGCCUUGUGGACAGCAGCACAUCAUAUGAGAAAAGACUGAAAAUGCCAAAUUCCUUCCCUGUAACAAAUGGGGACCCAGAUGCAGUUAGAUGCUGUUCUUCCGUCGGAUCUUGUGUAGUUAACACUUGGGGACCUGGCUGUACAUAUGUGGAUAAGCUGACUACGGCUUUGCAGUCGUAGCAGCCACCAUGUCAACAUAAGAAACACUGGGUUUGCUGGCCUGCUGAUUGUGCCAUGAGGCGAAACCUAAUAAUGGUUCAGGUGUUCUCCCAAAAUGCAUCAUGUACUUUCCUCGAUCUCCAGUUCUGUAGUGGAAAUGCUUUUAUCAGCCAAUAGAAUUUUUAAGUGAAAUGAACUUGCACAGAGGCUUUCACGUGCCUUACUUUUCUAAAAGGAGUUUAUUGUAUUCAUUGGAAUAGGCAACAUAAGCAAUAAAGUAAAGGUACAGACUCAA
Messenger RNA from Ictidomys tridecemlineatus (thirteen-lined ground squirrel), 1109 nucleotides. RefSeq names its product programmed cell death 6 (gene Pdcd6). Gene Ontology annotation, molecular function: calcium ion binding. The record is from RefSeq and is a predicted model, not a curated record. Lineage: Eukaryota; Metazoa; Chordata; Mammalia; Rodentia; Sciuridae.